GGGAAGGGGGCAUGUACAGGAUGUUGCUGAGCAACUAGCCACACCCCCUGAGAGGUGCAUGGUCUCUCAGAAUCCUGUGGCUUUUGUCUUCGAGGGCCUGCAGUGGUGGGAAAAGAAAGCCUGAGGGGCUCUCUCAGUCCCUGAGUUUUCGGGAAAUCUCUCUGGAGAUCCUCUGAAGGACGGAGACAUGGCGGAGGCGGGGAACCAGUGAAGGAGAACGCUAAGGACUUCACUCAUUGUACAGCCAGGAAGGUCCUUUCAUUUGUGGCUUUUGUCUUCAGGAGCUCUCUCAGUUCCUGAGUUUCGGAAAUCUCUCUGGAGAUCAUCUGAGGCACAGAGGCGGGAGGCCAGUGAAGGAGGACUCUGAGGGCUCCACUCGUUUUAAGGCCAGGAAGAUCUCUUUAGUCUUCAGGGCCCGCAGUGGUGGGAACACGAAGCCUGAAGAGCUCUCUCAGUCCCUGAGUUUCGAGAAUCGCUUCAGAGAUCUUCUAAGUGACAGAGACAUGGCAGAGACGGGAGGCCAAUGAUGGAAAACUCUGUGGACUUCACUCAUUGUAGACCCAGGAAGGUCCUUUCAUUUGUGGCUUUUGUCUUCAGGAGCUCUCUCGGUUAGUCUUCAGGGCCCGCAGUGGUGGGAACACGAAGCCUGAGGAGCUCUCUCAGUUCCUGAGUUUCGAGAAUCGCUUCAGAGAUCUUCUAAGUGGCAGAGACAUGGCAGAGACGGGAGGCCAAUGAUGGAAAACUCUGUGGACUUCACUCAUUGUUGACCUGGGAAGGUCCUUUAAUUUGUGGCUUUUGUCUUCAGGGCCUGCAGUGGUGGGAACACGAAGUGUCAGGAGCUCUCUGAGUUUCGGAAAUCUCUCUGGAGAUCCUCUGAGGCACAGAGGCUGGAGGCCAGUGAAGCAGGACUCUGAGGACUCCACUCGUUUUAAGGCCAGGAAGAUCCAUUCAGUCUAUAGGGACCGCAGUGGUGGGAACGUGAAGCCUGAGGAGCUCUCUCAGUUCUUGAGUUUAGAAAUCUCUCUGGAGAUCCUCUGAGGCACCAAGGUGGGAGGCCAGUGAAAGAGGACUCUGAGGACUCCACUCGUUGUAACGCCAGGAAGAUCCCUUUAGUCUUCAGGGCCUGCAGUGGUGGGAACACGAAGUCCGAGGAGCUCUCUCGGUUCCUGAGUUUCGAGAAUCAGUCCAGAGGUCUAAGUGACAGAGACGGGGGGCCAAUGAUGGAAAACUCUGUGGACUUCACUCAUUUUAGACCCGUGAAGGAUCUUUAAUUAGCGGUUCUUGUCCUGGAGAUCAACGGACGGGUUUUCCUCCUGGAUCAGGAGCCAGGAGGACACAUACCUACUGAGAUACAAAGCUCGGGUAAGGCUAAAGCUGGAUAGAAAAUUGAUCGAAAAAACGACAAUGUAAACGCUUGUUCGAUAGCACAUUCAAUCCACAAUCACUGUAUGGGAAUUUCUUGAAGGAACAUCCACAGUUUUUCAUUCACAACAUUUUUUUCCCCACCAAUUUAUGAUUGUAACCUUGUUCAGGACUCACCCCGAGGAUACGAUACGUGGGAUAGAAGAGGAUCCUUAUUUCGGGCCCCUCUUUUCGGAGAACGUUUUUCGCUAUCAGAACUAUGGCUUGCAUGAGUGAGAAGAGCAAGUCCACGUUGGCCAUGGUGAUGCUUGGAGUCCUGGCCUUGCAGAAAAAAAAGAGGAAGAAAAGAAAGCACAGAGUGUGGUGCAAAAAUCUGUCGCUGAACCGCGAAAAAUCUUCACAGGCGUCUCCGAUGAACAGCUUGAAAGAGAACGACCCCGACGACUUUCGCAACUAUCUGCGCAUGUCAGGGGAAUCCUUCGAGCUGCUGUUGAAUCUGGUGGAACCGCUGAUCAGGAAGAAAGAGACCUUGAUGCGGCAAGCUAUUAGCGCAGAGCAGAGGCUGGUGGCGACGCUGCGCUUUUUGGCGACCGGACGAAGUUUAGAAGAUCUGAAGUUCUCCACGGGAAUAUCGGCGCAAUCGCUCGGAAGGAUCAUUCCGGAGACGUGUGCCGCUAUUGUGAGGGUCUUGCAAGCGGAAUAUUUGAAGUUCCCCAGCAAUUCAGUGGAGUGGAAAGCAACUGCUGAAGAAUUUAACGAUCUGUGGAACUUUCCAAACUGCGGAGGAGCACUCGGUGGGAGACAUAUUCGGAUCAUCCCACCCGCCCAUUCCGGAUCGUAUUACUACAAUUACAAAGGGUUCUUCAGCAUCAUACUCUUGGCUGUCGUCAAUGCCAAAUACGAGUUUCUCUACCUGGACAUUGGCAAAAACGGGAGUAACUCCGAUGGCGGCGUCAUUGACCGAAAUGAGUUUCAGAGACGGCUAAAAACUGGCAAUUUACACCUGCCAAACAACCAAGAGACUGUGGAAGAACUCAAUUUUGUCUUUGCGGCAGAUGAUGCCUUUGCGCUUCACGAGCACAUACUGAAACCUUUUCCAAAAAGAAAUAUAACACCAGAGCAAAAAAUUUUCAAUUACCGUCUGUCCAGAGCUAGAAGCGUUGUGGAAAACGCCUUUGGGGUAAUGUCAUACAGGUUUCGAGUUUUUCACACGGCCAUAAACCUCGGUAUGGAGAAAAUUGACCUGAUUGUUGAAUGCUGUUGUAUUUUACACAACUUCCUACGGCGCACAACUGUCACCUACAUGCCCGCAUCGUCCAUAGACAGAGAGGACACCAUGGAUGGGACAUUUGAGCCGGGAGAAUGGAGAAAUGACAGCGAAGGUCUGCUUAACUUAGCGCCUGCGCGCCCUCGGCUGCCAAGUGCCAGUGCACGUCAAAACCGAAUGAACUAUGCAGAAUACUUUGUUGACAGGGGUGCUGUUGCCUGGCAGAACGAUAUUUAGUGUGACACUUAUAUACAUUUAAAUGAUUAUCUGUAUAAUAUGAUAUCAAUUUAUGAAGUUUCAAUGAUAACAAUGUUUGUACACUGAUCAGCCAUGACCUUAUGACCACCCACCAUAACCCAUUGAGGCAUAGAGUCCCCUAGACCUCUGAAGGUAUGCUGUGGUGGCAUCAAGCCGUCAGUAGCAGAUCCUUUAAUCCCGUAAGUUACGAUGAGGGGCCUCCAUAGAUCAGUCUUUUUUUUCCAGCAUUUCCCGCAGGUAAUCAAUUGGAUUGAGAUCUGGAGAAUUUGGAGGCUAAGUGAACAUCUCAAUCUCAUCAUUGUGUUCCUCAAAUCAAUCUCGAAUCCAUCAGACCAGGCUACCUUCUUCCAUUGCUCAGAGGUCCAAUUCUGAUGCUCAUGUGCCCGUUGUAGGUGCUUUUGAUUGUGGGCAUGGGUCAGCAUGGGCACCCUGACCGGUUUGCAGCUACACAGCCCAAUACACAACAAACUGCGAUGCUCUGUGUGUAUUGACACCUUUCUAUCAGAACUAGCAUGAGAUUUUCCAGCCAAUUGGAGCCCCAGGA
Molecule: messenger RNA, 3431 nt
Organism: Rana temporaria (common frog)
Lineage: Eukaryota; Metazoa; Chordata; Amphibia; Anura; Ranidae
Exons: 2
Coding region: 1622-2866 (414 amino acids)
Source: RefSeq, a predicted model, not a curated record